Letharia columbiana is the source of this 1017-nucleotide messenger RNA. RefSeq lists its product as uncharacterized. The transcript has a single exon. Bases 1 to 1017 code for a protein of 338 amino acids. Gene Ontology annotation, cellular component: fungal-type vacuole. The record is from RefSeq and is a predicted model, not a curated record. NCBI's taxonomy places the organism in Eukaryota, Fungi, Ascomycota, Lecanoromycetes, Lecanorales, Parmeliaceae.
AUGCGGCUUCACCGGAAGCCUCAGCCAUGCUUCAUAUCAGUCCUCUUUGUCUCUGUCUUUCUCGUCAACCAUGUGGCAGCGCAGGACUUAGGCGUCAAACUGCCGGGCGCUUCCUCCACGACAGACACAUCGUCCACUACGGCAUCAUCUUCCACAACCUCUACCGUAUCUUCUACUAGCUCUUCGGCCAGUGCGUCCUCAACCGACGCAGCGGCUCUAACGGGUCUGCCGAAGCUAGCCCAGGACAACUACCCGGCUCCCACAGUACCACCAACUGCUGACGCGCCUUUCAUGCAAAAGUCGUCUCUCCCGGAUGGAACCGUAUUCAUAUGCGUCGGUGCUGCUCUCGGCUUCAUUGGCGUACUUGUCCUUGCUUGGCGUGGCCUUGUUGCCUGGUCAUUACACCGAUCCGUUCAAAGGGCUGCGAUCGCACAAUCGUCCAAAUACUCGCGUGUGGGAGAUCCAAGAGCAAACAAUGGCAAGUCAACUGGCCCGUACUUUAGUCCAGGACCUGGGUCUACGUUGAGUCUCGACCAUCUAGCGGCAAGCGGGAAAGGAGGGGGAAAGACACCUUCUUCAGCUCACGGAAGCCUUUUCUUCUCGCCUACGGCAGGUACUGGCAUGCAGACCCCAGGUAACCGAGGGUCUAGUUAUCUUCCUGCUGGGUAUUAUGCUGCUGCCAAUUCUGCGCCUGGUGGUGGAUCUGGAAUGACGCAGGUUGGGGGUGGAGGAAUCGGGCUUUCAAAUCUUGCACCUCAGAAUCAUCGAUACUCAAGAGCAAGGUCGACUGGGCCAAGUCCACCCGGGUCCCCCAGUUCGCCACCAAGCAGAGGCGCAGACUCGACGCUUGCAAGACUCAGUAGUGCAGGGUUGACGAUACAUGCCAGCAACAGCAGCCUCAAUUUAUCCGCAGCACCCCAGGGCCGUGCACCAAGCGCAUACCUGGAAGACCUUUUCGAGAAUCAUCCUCCGGGAACCCCGCCGCCAGAAGAGCACGGUAGAGGAAGAAGGUUCUAA